This is a messenger RNA of Ceraceosorus bombacis, 4145 nucleotides long. Lineage: Eukaryota; Fungi; Basidiomycota; Exobasidiomycetes; Ceraceosorales; Ceraceosoraceae. The record is from the annotation of a GenBank genome assembly.
AUGAAAGCCGGCUCCGCCUCUCUACUAUUCUUACUCAUCAACCUGCAAAUUAUGAGCGAGCGGCCAGAAGAAGGAGGUCGUAGCAGUCGUAGACCGUCAUUACCACCCAUUCUCUUCCCGCCAAGAUCGCUGAAAGAGGAACGAAAUCAACGAGUGCACACUUUGGAAAGAAAGACUUCCAAUCCCUACUUUCAGCCCGCUCUCGCGCCGAGAGAAAGCAUGCAACGAGAGUCUAGUGCACGCGAAGCUUCACCUCCCAGACGCAAAAAGAAUGUCCCAGUACCUUCACAAGGUGCCAGCGGCCCCGAGGGUGGUGCGGAUGGAAGCGGAGUUGGUAGUAGUGCUGGUGCCAAAGUCGAGAACGUUGCUUAUCCCACGAUCAAUCCGCCGAUACCUGGUCCUUAUUCGCGCUUUGAGCACUUCCAAAGCCAAGGGUCAGGGCCGCCAGGAAGGUCUAGUGGCUUUGGCUCGCCAGAUCGACCGAUUUGGACCUCUUCCACAUCCUUUGCUCAGCCAGGCUUCGCGAGACUGCAGCCCUAUCCGCACCAGCUGCCGAGCGUUAUCCACCGCCCGCCGUACUCACCGAGCGAGCGCAGUGGCCCAUCAGGAGUCGCGUAUCCAGCACCAGACCCGAACAGCACAGAGAACGGCAACAACCGGAGGCGAAGCGACAUUCCGGGUAGCUCUAGCAGAGACAUGCUGGCUGAGUCCACGUCUCUCCUACCGGCAAAGCAAAGGAGAGUGACGAUCGAUGGGUCUAGAGACAGCCACCAAUCGCAGUUCCAUCGCUCAUAUGACGGAACGGCCCCUCGAGUAACUUACUCGCUGAGCGCUCGCUUCGAUGAAGCCGGGGCAUCGAGGCACGGUGAGUGUCGACGUGUUGGUGAGCCGGGACUGGCGAUGCCCAUGAUUCAGGAGCGCACACAUCUGCUUGCACCUGCAAAGGCGGAGCGCUUCUCCGAGCGUUCCAAACCAACAGCGGGGCUGACUCUUGCCCAUCACCAUCGCUGCCUCAGACGGCGAGCGCAGCGUCUCUGGCCUGCCUCGAGACGCCGCGAUGACUCUCUCAAGCGCUGUCGAAGAUCCUAGCUACGACGACUAUGGCGAUGUGGGCGAGCCUUCGUCAGCACACAGCACGGCCGCCCAAAGGGAGCUCUUGUCCUCCCGACGAGCUGCGCAAAAUCGAAAAGCGCAGAGAGCUUUCAGAGAAAGAAGGGAUGCGCGCAUGCGAACGCUCGAGCAUCGCAGCGAUUACCUCAACGAAUUGUGUCAUUACGUGGGUCGGCUGCAGGAGUAUGCAGAGGACCUGAGGCGUGAUCUAGCUCGCAAGGGCGUCACCUGCCCCGAGAUGCCCCAGGUACCUGUGGCACCGAGCAGCGUCAUGAUGGAAGGCUUUGAUUUGCCUAUUCCGAGCCAGACUGGGGCUCGUGCAGUCACGACUCCCAUAGCGUCACACCUGCCAGUCACUCCGCCUCCGAACUUGCCGAGUAUACCAGCGCUUUAUGAGCAAGAGCAACCUUUUUCGCGCACACUUCCGCCUCUAAGCCAACGGAGGAGCACACAAAAUGAUGACUAGAAGACGUCUCCCUUUCAAGUUACCUAUUUGCAACCUGUUCAAAGUCACGUCACAAGGGCCAACAUGCAGCCUCUCAUGCCAUCCGCAACAUUUUUACUACUGCGCUUCACAUCUUCAUCAUUUUGUAGCCCACAAUUCAUCUUUGCGCAGCUCGCUAGUUUCACCUCGCGCUGUUGCGUACGUGUGAGUCAAGAGUCAAGAGUCUUUUAGAGUGCUGGUAAGUCUGAGUCAAGAGUUAAGUCUCAUGAGUGUUGCUUGGGGCCGCAAGUCUUCAGGCAGAUCACGUGUUUUUGUUCACUCACGUGAUUGGCGACCCACAAAAGUUCCUGAGUUUUUAUGUAUAUCUUUUCGAUUCAAAAUUGUGAUUAUUGAUUAGGAUUUUGGAAUUCGUCGUUCGUGAGAGUUGAGUGGUUUGACAAUCACGACAACAGCAUUCAUGGUUCAACAUUAUACAAACACGGUUGUGAUUUGCAGGCCAGCUCCACAUCCUGAUCUUGCGUGCCAUGGAUUUUGAAUCCUAAGUUUCGAGAAGGUGAGUUCCGUGUUGGACUCCGCUGGAGUCGUGAGUUGGAAAUCCACCAUAUCAAAUGGCCGCGCCAAGAAUUUAUCAAAGAUUCAUCAAAACUUGGAUGGCAAGGCCCCGCGUCUCCGAUGUAAGGAUAGACGGGAGCAUUUGUGACUACAUCCCAGUGGCUCAAGUGGCGUGCCGACGGAGGCACUGUGCAAAGCGUCGGACAGGCCAGGCGCAGGUGCCUUCUCCGCCCUGUCUGUGCCUCGCUUCGAGCGCGAAUUAAAGAGGCAGGGGUGGAGAUCGAUCAUCAAAGGCCUGUCGCUCACAUCUACCUUCACGCCCAGAGCAAGCGCUUCUUGCAGCAAUGGACUCGGGGUCGAGUGGACGAUCCACUAGCUCGCCAUCUGCACACUUUACGGAACGGCAUCUGACGCCGCAGCUUGUCGGCGAAGAGCAGCGUGCUUCGUCGCAGGCGCUGCUUAGCUCCCACUCCGUCAUUCGCCCAUCACGCCUACCUCAUCCGGUGAGUUAGUGAUUACUGUCGAAUUCACUAAGCAUUGUCAAGCGCCCUGAAUAUACCCAAACCGAGCUCACUCAAAGGGACCCCCCUUGACUCUGUAUCCGCUCGCGUAUGCUAGGCACUGGUCUCGAUAGUCACUUCGCAAGCAACAGCAUACUACUCUGCCCGGUCUCAUUUGCCGCAUGCACCCACCAUAGUGUCGGAUCAUCGCGACGUCACCGGAAAUGGUACAAAGAAAAGACGGCUCAAGAGCAGACGAGGCGGGCCUGAAGGUCGCUGGAUAGGCGAUGCAGAGAGCUGGGGCAUGCAUCAUGACCCCGCACACAGCGACCAGGACACCACAGAGGAAGAUGACGACUCAGAGGAGGAAGAAUUGUCCGAAACCGUUGCCGAUUCCGAAUUUGACCCGGAGACAUCCGGCGAAGAGGUGAACCGCAGCCCGCGACGUACCAGCCGACGCGCGCCCCGCCAUGGAGGCUCCGAGGCUUUCGACCAGGGUGUUGAGGUAUCGAAUGGUGCAGACGGAGAUGCUGGCUCAGGUCCCGACUUCUCUGCCGACGAUGCUGUGGAUGGCUCGCGAUCACAGCCGCGCCCCAACAAGCGUCGGAAGGGGAAAAGCCCUUUACGGUCGCGCGAGAGCAGUGCCUCUGCUUCGGAUGCCUCGGACGAUGUCGACGCUCCCAAACGCAAACUUGCGAAGGGCAAGCGAAAAGACGAGCCACGUACCCGAUCGGAUCCGACCCAGGCAAGCGUCGAGCGACUUGCUAGAAUGAAUGCUAAACGCGGCUUCGGAAAGCGCUCCGCAUUUGAUCGCUUCGAAAUCAGUGCCGCUCUUGUGGCAGGUGAGUACACCAGCUAUCUUGCACAGUAGUGAUGCACGCGGAUCGAUAGGAUGCGAGGAGAAGCAGGAAGCUGUUGCCGCCAUAUUCCGGUGACGCGGACCUCUGCGGGAAAUUUUCUGACUCUCCUUCACUGCGAUCCAAUUUUCAGCUACGUAUCUGUCCGUCCUCUCCCAGAAUAGGUCAAAGCGAGCCUUUGCUCUAUCAUCCUCCUCACCAUACGUCCCUGCAGCCAAAGCCAAAGGGGUUCUUCGAAAUCAUCUGGGCCUGAAUAGGCUUGCCUUGAGUUCAGGCAUUGCGUCUUCCCUUCCCCACGACCAGGAUGCACAGCUGAGCGGCGAUGAUGCGAGACCUGAGCCAGCAUCUGGUACAUCCGGGGCCGCAACCGCAGCACCUGCUGUUGUGACAGUGCCCGUUGGUGCAACAGAUCGUCUUUCUCAAGAAGAGCCGCUGCAAAGGCCCAAGUUCGAGGACUUCGUGACGCACAAAGCCUCGGACGCGGCGCCCUUCGAUUGGCCAACGCAUAGUGAAAAGGCUUUCGCUGAUUUCCAGCGUCAGCUCAAGUCGUACGAUAUUGAAAGGCUGAACAGGCAAUCGCGUAAUCGUCGCAAGCGCGAACGACGAGAGCAAGAUCAAAGUCGCCAAGCUCCAGAGCAAGCGCAGCAGAACGGCCAGGAUGAGAACGGGGAGCACGCUUAG